UGUCAAAACAUUUUAAGUAUCGGGUUAAGCUGAAAUCAUGUUGGUCAACGUGGCUUUGUCAUUCUAAAAGUUUCCGCCAACAAGCGGCUUACAGCCCUCGUAAUAUUUAUAUGAUGAUGAGGGGCUCACUUAGGAGACUUAGGUUACUUACUCAAUGUAUAGAUUUACGUGUGAUAAAAAGUAGUAACGUAGAAAUACUAUGAAACGCUGAUUAACUAAUUCAUUCGUCAGCUAUAGAGUGUUUCUUGGCUACCUCAUGUACAUUGGGCACUCGGCAUUUGUGAUGGCCAUGUCUUACGCCGUUGCGUUCCCACAUUGUUCACUACUAGCUUGCAAGAAAAUAUUUAAGCAUUUAACUAACAUUCGUCUUCAACAAUCUAAAGAUAGUCAUUUGUCCCAAGGCUGUUUCGGGGCCUUUAUUUGGUUCCAAUGCUCGAAACUGUUCACUGCGAAAUCACUUCAGAUAGAGCGGGCCCUACCGACGGCAGAUGGCGCAAUUUCGACACCGAAAUGUCGCAAAGUGAUGGAGAGAUACAAUCGGUGAGCAUUAAGUGUCGAGAAUGAACCUGUUAUAUGUUAAGAGGAACCUGGGCCGUUAUACGAGAUCAGUGCCCCAGCAACAUAUGAUAAAUCGAUUACCAUAUCUUAGCAGAAACAUAGCGGCCAACAUAAAAUGAGAGGCAGUCGUUCUUCGGUUUUUCCCAGAAUGCCGAACUCCAACAGCUGCAUUAAUGUUUUUAAUGUAGUAGUCUCUUUCCAAUAUAGUGAUAAAUAAAUGUAAGUAUUUUAAUAGUAUUAUAAAAACUAAUUUGCAACGGAACAUUUUCUUCUUUUUGAGCAUAACGUUCCAUUGUGCAGAACUAUCUUGCGCUUUGACCGCUUCAAAACUAUGAUUUCGAAGCGAAUCACUAUCUGUACACACAAUAUUAACUCUUAAUGCAGAAUACCCUAAACAGGCUUCUCCCGAGGAUUGAACUGCCACCGAUGAUGUUUAACUAAGGCUUUCUUGACGCCCAGCUCAAAAAGGCCAUAAACGUUUCUCAACAUCUAAUUUUUGCGAUGUCCGUAGACAAACUGACGCAAAGUUAUAUCGAAAGGCACAGUAGCAACAGAUUGUAAUCGAAGGUAAUAAAAACUGCUGUGUUUACGUAUACUCGCAGUUUUGUCGGCUUGCAAGGGCCAAGUUUACAACGAGUGCAUCUUGAAUAAUCCCAAAAAAUUUCAUGAAAUCCCAUUCACUAGAACGCGAAGUACGACACAGUAGCAUCGGUAUGCUGAAAGCGCUAUACACAGCAAUUUGGAGGAAUUUUCGGGGGGAGAGGGGGAGGGGGGAUAUACCUUAGAAAACUCCGAACUCAACUACUCGAUACAUGCUCGCCAUUGAGACACGCAUUCUUAGCUCCUUGGAUGCCACCGGUUACGAUUAUUCCAGCUGAUCCCUGACAAACACACAGCUCCCAGCUAUUAUGUACUACUAUAUCAAAUAAAACGUGCGUGGCUUGGUCGAGCAUUUUAGAAAGAGGGAUCUUUGCACAGUCUCGUUUAUGAAGAGCUUCUUUCUAUGAAGGUUUUAAGCAUCUAUAAGUUCCUGUGCCAUCUGCAUGCCGCUCCGAGAUAUAUGCUUCCUUGCUCCACCUAUCAGUCGCCUGACAGACCAGAUGUCUUUCUUUCGCGUGCACAGCUAUUGUGUUCUCCUAGCUUGUUGAAUUUUUGGCGCCCUUUCUACCGUUGGCUCCUGUAGAGACCAGCCGCAUCGAGGCGCCGCCGCCGCCGCCACCACCACCGCCAUCAGCGAGACUACGCGUGCCGAAGAUUAGCUCUUACAUUACGGUUAGUGGUAGUGGGGGCCGAACUUCGGCGCUAAACCCGAGACUGUCGCUAGCGUAACGGGGUACCAACGACGUUACCUAGGCAGGAGACGGACGAGGGCCUACUGGAUUUGGCAUGUCAUAGAAGAUCUCUGUGAUAGCUGACCUUCGCGUUCAAGGAAAGGCCACCGGCUAAGACUGUACCAACAAAGGAAGCAAAAAAAUCUCAGUAGGGUGCCGAUCGGAUUGGUUCGACAGCGGUACGACAAGAUAAGCGCCAUGAGUUCGCAUUACGCCAACGGCAACAAUGGGGAUUCUGCCAACGGCAUCACAAACGGAGUUAUGCCCCCAUCAUCGCAACAGACUGUUCACCCAGUUUUUGAUACGGAAGAAAUGAACGAUGAUUCGGUGGAGACGUUCCUGUUCAGUUCGGAGUCAGUCGGUGAGGGACACCCCGACAAGAUGUGUGACCAGAUUUCUGAUGCUAUUCUUGACGCUCACCUCCAGCAGGACCCCCAAGCUAAGGUCGCCUGCGAGACUGCGACCAAGACAGGCAUGAUUAUGAUUUUCGGCGAGAUUACUUCGAAGGCCAUCGUUGACUACCAGAAAGUCGUUCGCGAAACCGUAAAGAAAAUUGGUUAUGAUUCUUCAGAAAAGGGUUUCGACUACCGCACUUGUAACGUGCUAGUAGCUAUUGAACAGCAAAGUCCCGAAAUUGCAGCCGGAGUUCACGUCGAAAAAAGCGAGGAGGACAUCGGUGCUGGGGAUCAAGGUCUUAUGUUUGGAUAUGCUACCGAUGAAACAGAGGAAUGCAUGCCCCUCACGGUAGUUUUGGCCCACAAGCUGAAUUUCCGAUUAGCCGAGCUGCGACGAGAUGGAACUUUCCCUUGGGCAGGACCAGACACUAAGACGCAGGUCACGUGUGAGUACUACUUCGAUCAUGGACGCGCUAUCCCUCAGCGAGUGCACACGGUUGUCGUGUCGACUCAACAUUCAGACUCAAUCUCGCUUGAGGAACUUCGAUACAAUGUACUCGAGAAGGUAGUUAGGCACUGUAUCCCCAACAAGCUUAUGGACCGUCGAACAGUCGUACACAUCAAUCCGUGCGGCAAGUUCGUACAGGGUGGCCCGAUGGGUGACGCUGGCCUCACGGGUCGUAAAAUUAUCGUCGACACGUACGGUGGAUGGGGAGCUCACGGUGGAGGAGCGUUUUCUGGUAAGGAUCCCACCAAAGUGGAUCGCUCAGCUGCUUAUGCUGCUCGUUGGGUAGCAAAGUCACUUGUUAAAGCUGGCGUCGUUAAACGCUGCCUCGUCCAAGUCUCUUACGCGAUCGGUAUUGCCGAGCCCCUAUCGAUCACGGUUCUGCCAUACGGAACAUCUAAGUACUCGCAGAAAGAACUACUUCAGAUCAUCCGCGACAAUUUCGACCUUCGUCCCGGUAUCAUCAUGCGCGACCUGAAGCUGACGACGCCAUUCUACCAAAAGACAUCAGUAUAUGGCCAUUUCGGACGCGACAACUUCCCGUGGGAAGUUCCAAAGCAGUUGGUCAUCCGAAAGGAGUUCCAAUAGCGGAACCAACAGCGGGGGAGUUCACUUCCCUGUUUAGCAGUUGAUGGCAGUACAGCUGGCAACGGCAACGGUUUCGAGCAGGAUGCCAAACAGCAAAGUGGCCGGAACAGCGCGUCAAACAGCCUGACGACAGGUUCGGCAAGCUCGAAACAACAACAACAACAAGCGACGAUGAAGGAUGUACUAAUGAGGGGUCGACCGGACAGCUGAUAUUGAACUGCGGGACAUUUAUCGCUACUAGUAAAACACAUACAAACAAACAAAGAACGAGUGGAAACUUCAGAAAAGGUUAACCGUGUCGUGGAAUAUACCUGGCUCGAGUGGACAAUUAUUUAGGUUUGCUUUGCUAGUAGACAUCAUCGAGGUGAUGCUUCAAGGUAGCUUCAAGAAGCCAAUUCUCUAAUUGGGGUCAAGAUAUAUGUCAGUGAAACAUGUGAACGUCUGGAUAACAUUGUAAGUUGUACGGGUCGACCUUAUACAGAUACAGCAAGGAAUAACAGCAGAACAGUAUAAAUGCGCUGAUGCACGACAACAACGCGGGUGAUGAUGAUGUUAUGGUUUUAUGAUGAUAAUGGUUAUGAAUAACACAGACGAAUGGAAAGCUCUUAUAUAACUAGCUGGGGUGAAAAGAAGGAUGAACCAAUUACACCUAGUUAGAAAAUAUCGAAUCUUAGUAUGAAAAUAAUUAAACAGAUUGGAGAACUAGAAGGAACACGACAUUAACAAACGUACAUAUAUAUUAAUAAUGACUAUCUCGCAAUGCAUAUUUUGGUUCAAUUUUGCCGCACAUAGCAAAUGUAUCAGUGUAGACUAUGAUUUGUGCUGUUUGGCCUCUUGGAAGAUGAUGUAUUUGCAUGCGGAUCUAAUACAGACAGUCAAGCAGCCGGAACAUCGACAGAAUGCGAGAAAAGGAAAAAUAACAAAGACCGAAUGAUGUGCCGGCAUGCGUAUAGCAGUACAUGUUAGCGAGUUCGUUUAAAUUCGAAAAAUAUAAGUUUAUUAUUAUUUAAUAGACAGGGACAGACGGAAUGGAAGAGGGAGUUAGGCAUGGAAUAACGGAGUCGCCAGCUCUUGGCAUUGGUUGUAGUUGAGUCGUCGGAUUGUCUGCGUACUUACGUAGGUAAAAAAGCCCCUAGAGAACAUGCGGCGUGACGCUGUUGAGAAUAGAAGAAGCGGAGGUCUAGAGGAACGUGAGAAGGGGGGGGGGGGGGUAAAUGUAAGAAAAACGGAGAAACGGAAGAAGAACAUGGGGGCAACAGUGGAUAGUUUAAAACAAGUCGUAUUGAAUCCACACAACGUGUCCCGGAGCAAAGAAACGUUUCUUGCGUGUGUGGUCCUUGUGGUUAUUAUGCGAAUUGCUCUGAUUUACCUAUCUGUAUAUGUAUAUAAGGAAUAUAUAACGAAAGCUGUAACAGAUACUAAUAAAUAUUCAAAUUAAACUGCA
Varroa destructor (honeybee mite) is the source of this 4821-nucleotide messenger RNA. RefSeq names its product S-adenosylmethionine synthase-like. NCBI's taxonomy places the organism in Eukaryota, Metazoa, Arthropoda, Arachnida, Mesostigmata, Varroidae. The record is from RefSeq and is a predicted model, not a curated record. Gene Ontology annotation, biological process: S-adenosylmethionine biosynthetic process. Gene Ontology annotation, molecular function: ATP binding; methionine adenosyltransferase activity.